Molecule: messenger RNA, 1101 nt
Organism: Humulus lupulus (European hop)
Lineage: Eukaryota; Viridiplantae; Streptophyta; Magnoliopsida; Rosales; Cannabaceae
Exons: 2
Coding region: 1-1101 (366 amino acids)
Molecular function (GO): nucleic acid binding; zinc ion binding
Source: RefSeq, a predicted model, not a curated record
AUGGUGAAUAUUCUGAUUGAUAUCAGAAAUUAUGCUUCAACCACCAAGGACCAAUCUAAGGGUCAGGCUGUGCAAGUUUCGGUACCAUUGGUACCAACGGUCUCAACGGUUCCUGUGAACCCUAAUGAGAAACCGGAUAAGUUCACUGGGGUGAACUUCAAAACGUGGCAGCAGAAAAUUCUUUUCUAUCUGACAACAUUGAAUCUUGCGAGAUUCUUAAAAGAGGAUCCUCCCUUUAUUGGAGAGGAUGAGAUAGAUGUGCAAACUCAGCAAGCAAUUGACGCUUGGAAGCACGCUGAAUUCCUGUGUAGGAAUUAUCUUCUGAAUGGCUUAUCUGACACUCUAUAUGGUGUGUACAGUGUGAAGAAAACAACCAAAGAAUUGUGGAACUCUUUGGACCACAAAUAUAAGGUUGAAGAUGCUGGCGCCAAGAAAUUCUUGGUUGGUCAAUUCUUGAACUUCAAGAUGGUAGACUCCAAGAAUGUGAUAAGCCAAGUGCAAGAGCUUCAAUUGAUCAUCCACGGGAUCCAUGCUGAAGGAAUGGUUUUGAGUGAAUCAUUCCAAGUAGCUGCAAUUAUUGAGAAGCUACCCCCUGCAUGGAAAGACUUCAAGAACUAUUUGAAGCACAAGCGAAAGGAAAUGAGUGUUGAAGAUCUCAUUCUCAGACUUCGCGUUGAAGAGGAUAACCAAGGUAAUGAGAAGCGAAUCUUGAAUCCUAAUGCUGCCAAGGCAAACUUGAUGGAGCAUGAUAGAGGCUCAAAGGGGAAGAAUCCUAAGCACAAGCAAGGGCCCAAGUUGGGACCGAAAGGUGGAAUUGCAAAGAAGUCAAAGUUCCAAGGGAAGUGCUUUAACUGUGGCAAGAUGGGACAUAAAUCAUCUGAGUGCAAAUUGCGCAAGAAGAAAGGCAAUGAGACCUAUAUGGUGGACGCGAUAUCCCAAGAGGUCGCUGAAUUAGACUUAUGUGCCGUGGUCUCUGAAGUCAACCUGGUGGAUGUGAAUCCAAAGGAAUUGUGGCUCGACAUUGGAGCUACUCGUCAUAUAUGUGCAAACAAGUCAUCAUUCUCUGAUCUGACUACACUGGAAAAUGGAGAGAAGCUCUAA